Messenger RNA from Sporothrix schenckii 1099-18, 2403 nucleotides. RefSeq names its product phd and ring finger domain protein. Lineage: Eukaryota; Fungi; Ascomycota; Sordariomycetes; Ophiostomatales; Ophiostomataceae. The record is from RefSeq and is a predicted model, not a curated record. The transcript has 3 exons. Bases 1 to 2403 code for a protein of 800 amino acids.
AUGGCAGAACAGUGCAUUGUCUGCCUGGAGCAGCUCCGCGCUCCACUACCAGGCGAUGAUGACAGUGGCCGUGCCCCUACCCCCAACGCCAGCACUAGCACGCAUCCCGACCCAACAGACGCCGUCACCGCCCCCAAAAACAAUGACACCAGCGAACCGUUCACCGCCGCAGGGCCAGCCUUGUCCGGCCCAAAUGGCCAAAACCGCGGCAGCGAUGAGUCCGACGAAUCUGCUCGCGAUGCUCAAGGCAGCGAUACUGGAAAUUCCAAGGCCCUUAGCAACGGCCACGGCAGUGAACAGGUCGGCAAAGUAGAGCCUCUCGAGGACGAUCUGGUCGCCGUCAUCCAAAUCUGCAAGCAUACGCUGCAUGACACAUGUCUGCGAGAAUGGACCACCAAGGCCAACAGCUGUCCUAUCUGCCGGCAAUCAUUCCAUCUCGUCCAUGUAUACGACCAAAUAGGAGGCAAACUGAUCUCUACGUACACCGUCGAAGACAAGAAGCAAGUCGCCGAGUUCGACCCUCAGCCAUGGCUCGAAGAGACCGAGGUUUUGGAUGACGAGGUGUCUACGCCCUGCCCCGUUUGCAACCUUGCCGAUCAUGAGGAGGUUCUCCUGCUUUGCGACGGUUGCGACACACCUUACCACACACACUGCAUCGGUCUGGAGGGUGUUCCUGAGGGCGCCUGGUUUUGCAUGGAAUGUGUGGAUUCAUUGGGCGAUGCCAUCGCGGCGCCUAUGCAAAGCGCGUCUCUUGGAGGCAGCGAUUCGGUCCGCCAGACCGCUGGCCGGAGAUCGGGCGCUGGCCGCAAUCGCAACUUCUUUCCCCGGACCAGACAUACCAUGCGCCGUGCCCGGCGCCGUGCACGGUCCGACGAGUGGCAGGGUGCCUGGAGUCAGAUCACGGGCCAUGUCUGGGACGCCAUUCGCAUCGACCUGGACCACGACGAAGACGAGGCGCUGGAAGAGUUCCGUCGGGUCGAGCGGUUGCGCGACCAGGAGCGCCGCGAAUUCGAACGGUGGCAAGAGCGUUUGGACAUUGCACGCCGGCUCGGUGCGCAAGACGUUUUCGAGCGCAACAUUCCGGACGCCAUUUUGAACCACGCUGCACGCCAUGGGGGCUCCUCGCAGCCAGCUUCAUCAAACCCCCGUGCCAUUGUCGCCGCUGUCCAACAAUCGCAGCAAGAGCGGCGUGCGUGGGGUGACUUCGAUCGUGCACUUGAGUGCGAAGCAGCGGCGGGGACGAACACAACGAACCCUCGGAAGCGCAAGUCACGUUCGCACACUGCGUCGCCUGUCCAACAGCCUCAGGAGCAGGAGCGCAAGUUGAAACGGCCACGCACACGCCGGAUAGGAGCACCUAGCGAAGGCGCCGCAUCCUCGUCCAAACAACCCACCUCGACUGCAACGCCGAGAACACCUACCGAGCGGAGCCUGCCUAGUCGGCCCUCCGCAUCUCUACUUUCUUCCACACCGAGACCUCCGUCUCGGCCCGCUUCCCGACUGGGUCUGUCUCUGCAAGCACCUGUGGCGGCAAGAGCGGGCCACUCCUCGGCGUCGCCAGCCUUGGCAGCCCAGUCCCCCGCCGGAACGUCGACGAACACGAAUGAUGAACCCCCCUCGUUUCUUUCGUCGCUCCUUAAAGAGGUCGAGAUGAGCACGUCAUCCGACGACGACAAUAUCCGCAGUUUGUUCGGCGACCCUCCGUCGCACGCUGUCGACCCUGCCUCGCCGGUCGCCUCGUCGCCGGCUGGAUCGGCGCACAACAGCCCGCGGGCCAUGUCGACCACCCCACCACCACAGCGAACUUUGCGGCCUAGCUCUCCGACAUUGCUGAGCUCACACAUCUUGCCAGUCUACCCGCCCGCGAACUACUCGCCCACGCGGCCGACCGCGAGCUCGGCAAGUGCAGGUGUUGGCAGCGGCGGCGACAACAGCGACUCAGAAGGUAGUGGGCACAUCCACACAACGCGUCCACGUGUAACCCGAAAUGGAAGCGGACACAGCAAUGCCGCCAGUCCAAACAUAAAUACAAGCACAAACGGCGGUAGCCAUCAACAUCGGUCGCCGCCUGCUGCUGAAGCUGUCGAAAUCCGACAACCCCGGCCGCGCCGCAUGUCGUCCGCUGCAGCGAUUUCACGGUCGUUGGACUCCUCUCCAACACGCCAUGCGCUUCCACUGGAGAUGAAGGAAAGCAUCAGCAGCAUCGUCCGGUCGGCGUUGAAGCCGCACUGGAAAUCGAGCCACCUGACAGCCGAUCAGUAUGCAGCCAUCAACCGCGACGUCUCUCGCAAGCUCUAUGAAGAAGUCACCGAUCCUGCCGUUGUCGAUGGCGAGGCACGGAAGCUGUGGGAGCACAAGGCGAACAGAGAAGUCGCUCGCGCAGUAGCUGACCUGCAGGCGUGA